Messenger RNA from Spinacia oleracea (spinach), 1446 nucleotides. Its product is annotated as phytochrome-associated serine/threonine-protein phosphatase 1. Lineage: Eukaryota; Viridiplantae; Streptophyta; Magnoliopsida; Caryophyllales; Amaranthaceae. The coding region runs from base 282 to 1193 and encodes 303 amino acids. The record is from RefSeq and is a predicted model, not a curated record. The transcript is spliced from 10 exons. Gene Ontology annotation, molecular function: protein serine/threonine phosphatase activity.
AGAAAGAAUUUGAUUUGAUAGGCAUAAUUUAGGGUGCAGGGGGAUUUGCCAAGUGCGUGGUGGUUUGUGAGGCUGAUUUACGGCGUGUGAAAGUGCCCGGCAAAACCCCAAUUCAAGAUCUCCCAAAGCGUCGUCACUCUUCUGUUACUCCCUUUGAAUCACCCUUUCUACCUUUCUCUCUCCUCCAAUUGCUCAUUUGGAAAACCCUAAUUCAAGAGUUUAGAGAGAGAGAUUGUGAGAUUGAGUUCGUAAAACUAUCAAUUUUAGGGUAGAAUCACACCAUGGAUUUGGACCAAUGGAUCGUUAAGGUCAAAGAAGGCCAACAUUUGGCCGAAGACGAGCUUCAGCUUCUCUGCGAAUAUGUGAAAGAGAUACUUAUUGAGGAGUCAAACGUGCAGCCUGUCAAUAGUCCAGUCACUGUCUGCGGUGACAUCCAUGGUCAAUUCCACGAUUUAAUGAAACUUUUUCAGACUGGUGGUCAUGUUCCAGAGACUAAUUACAUAUUUAUGGGAGACUUUGUUGACCGAGGUUACAAUAGUCUUGAAGUCUUCACAAUCCUUUUGCUUCUUAAAGCUAGGUAUCCUGCCAACAUUACUCUUUUGCGUGGAAAUCAUGAAAGCAGGCAGCUUACUCAAGUGUAUGGGUUUUAUGAUGAAUGCCAGAGGAAGUAUGGAAAUGCCAAUGCAUGGAGAUAUUGCACAGAUGUUUUUGAUUAUCUGACUCUCUCAGCAAUUAUUAAUGGAACUGUGCUAUGUGUUCAUGGUGGUCUUUCUCCUGAUAUUCGGACAAUUGAUCAGAUACGAGUUGUUGAACGAAAUUGUGAAAUUCCUCAUGAAGGGCCUUUUUGUGACCUUAUGUGGAGUGAUCCUGAAGAUAUUGAAACGUGGGCUGUCAGUCCUCGUGGUGCAGGGUGGCUUUUCGGAUCAAGAGUGACUACUGAGUUCAACCACAUCAACAAUCUUGAAUUAGUUUGUCGAGCUCAUCAGCUCGUACAAGAAGGUCUUAAGUACAUGUUUCAAGAUAAAGGCCUUGUGACGGUGUGGUCGGCACCAAAUUACUGUUACCGUUGUGGGAAUGUCGCUUCCAUUUUGAGUUUCAAUGACAAUAUGGAGAGGGAAGUGAAGUUCUUUACGGAGACAGAAGAGAACAAUCAGAUGAGGGGGCCAAGAACAGGGGUUCCAUAUUUCUUAUAGACCAAUUUGUCUUUCAGAAUUUAAGACUUGUAUAAUUAUUAAUUGAUGUGAUUUUUUCAAAUGUCAAAAUUUUUAGGGAGGGGGGUGAAUUCUUGGUAAAUGACCUACUGGCUAAUUCAUGUUAUAUCUCUGUCAGUAAUUGUUUUUGUUGCGCCAGAAAAUAUGCCCUCUUGUUCAGUCUUUGCUUUGUGAUAACUCAGACCAUACGUACUCUGAGUUUUUUUUUUUUUUUUAUAUGUUGUUGCAAGUGGUA